Malassezia japonica is the source of this 1218-nucleotide messenger RNA. RefSeq lists its product as uncharacterized. The transcript is spliced from 4 exons. Gene Ontology annotation, biological process: cytoplasmic microtubule organization; cytoskeleton-dependent intracellular transport. The coding region runs from base 1 to 1218 and encodes 405 amino acids. Gene Ontology annotation, cellular component: centrosome; cytoplasm. Lineage: Eukaryota; Fungi; Basidiomycota; Malasseziomycetes; Malasseziales; Malasseziaceae. Gene Ontology annotation, molecular function: dynein light intermediate chain binding; microtubule binding. The record is from RefSeq and is a predicted model, not a curated record.
AUGGACGCCGAAGAGGCGCCAGGUGAUAGCACGCAGCUCGCGGCGAUCGCGUCUUGGCUCCGUGUCCUCACCAAGCGCACGUCUCAAAAUGACGAGAUCCUAACGAGUCCCGGUGCUUUGUUCGAAGUGCUCUCUGCUCUUGACACACAGCAUUUUCGUGCGCCGAAAAAACCAACGCUCGACGUGUUGUACAAGCGACUGGUGCGGUACUAUGACGAUGUACUUAAUGUCGACCAAGAGCUCCCAAAAGUGGAUACCAAGGCCGCGGGGCGGAAGCCACCCGCGGAAGAGGAGCUUGCUAAGCUAAUGCGGUUGGUACUCGGUGCGAUUGCCAAAAGCCCUGAUAAUGAUGCGCAGAUCAGUGCAAUGCAGUCCUUGCCGUAUGCCGACCAGAUGGUGCUAAUGCGUGUAAUUGAGUCGGUGCUAGCUACUUUACAAGCGCCGCAGGAAGCAGAAGAGGUGGAAGCAGCACCUGACACAUCGACGGACAUGAACCUGCGCGAGCUCGAAAACAUGCGCCGUGAGCUCGCGAAAAAGACCGAGCUGGUCAACUUGCACCAAGACCAAUUGGCUAGUGCCGAGGCGCAGAUUGAGCGUCUCACUGAGGAAAACAAAGAGAUGAACGCUGUCUUGCCAGGGCUUCGUGACAGCGAGCGUGAGCGCGAUACAUUCCGCGACCAGCUGGACGAAUGGCGUCCCAUUAUUGAGCAAAGCAAGCGUCAGGAGGCACAGAUCGAAAAGUACAGGUCGCGUCUAGAAGAGACAAGUGACUUGCAGCGUGAACUGCAGGAUCUGCGUUCCAGUGAACAGGACCUCAAGACCACGCUCGCGAAAAAAUACAGCUCGGACAAGGGCAAGAAUGGCUCCGGCAAAUCUACACCAAAAGAGUUUCGUCCUGUGCUUGACCUCCUCACGGAGUCUUUCCAGCUGGACGAUGUUGUUAUGCAGCGAUUGUCCGAGUGCUGGGACCGCGCGAACCAGCUGCGCCAGGAUGCUACGCCUACGUCCGAUGCAGCAGUCCAGGCUGUUCAGCGAGUGUACCGCGAAACAAGCUGGGAACAGCUUAUGACGCCUGCCCUUCCGCAAGGCGAGGACACGCCGCGUGCACCGGUCGGCAAUAUUUCUCCUUCUGCGCCCUCGACGCCGUCGAAUGGGACAUCGUGGUUGGCGCAGCAGCGGAGUGCUUUGGCCGACGCACUGCGCUUUGCGAGGAAAUAG